AUGGCUGCAGGACUGUGGAUCUGCUCUGGCAGGACUCUUUUCCGAUGUUGGUUCAAUUCCAACGACAGGUACGAUGUGGGCGUGUUUCCCCCCCUUCCUGGGGACUGCGCGCCGCCGGUCCUCCCGAGCUGCGCGCACUUCGCGGAGCAGCCGCCUGCUGCAGAGCUGCGCUCCGGUUCUGGCUCCGGUUCUGGCUCCGGUUCUGGCUCCGGUUCUGGCCCGGGUCGCAACCAGAGGAUGGGUUUCUCCCAGCUGGCUCUGCUGUGCUGCGCGGCUCUCGUCCCCGGGUUCUGCGCCCUCUCCAUUUGGAGCAACGCGGUGCCGGAGGCUGCAGCGGACGGACGCCUGGAGGAGCUUUACGCGCGGCCCCCGGAGGAGGAGGCGCGCGGCCGCGGGGCCCCCGCCGCGCGUCCCGCCAGGGGCCCCGUGCGUCCUCACGACUACAUGCUCUCCAUCUACAAGACCUUCUCCGCGGCGGAGAAGCUGGGGCUCAACGCCAGCUUCUUCCGCUCCUCCAAAGCUGCCAACACUAUCGCCAGUUUUGUGGACAGUGGAGAAGAUGACCUCCCACUCUCCCCUCUGAGGAGGCAGCAGUAUCUGUUCGACGUCUCAGCGCUGUCGGCAGACGCAGAGGUCCUGGGAGCCGAGCUCAGGAUACACACCAAAGCGUCUGGGAAUGUGGGGAUGUCGGAAACAGAGACGCUGGACGUGCAGCUCCUCUCCUGCCAGGGCCAACAGCUGCUGCUCUCCAGGACUCUGGACCUGCAGCAGGAGCCCGGGCCCCGCUGGGAGGUGCUGGACGUGUGGGAGGUGUUCCGGGAGCACCUGAGCCGGGGGCGGCACCUGUGCCUGGAGCUGCGCGCCGUGCAGGAGAACCCGGGGAACCCGGGGAGCCCGGAGAACCCGGGCCGGGAGGUGGACCUGCAGCUGCUGGGCCUGCAGCGCCACGGCCGGCCGCAGCACAAGCGGGCCAUUCUGGUGGUGUUCACCCGCUCCGCACGCAGGCAGAGCCUCUUCGGGGAGAGGAUGGAGGGGCCUCGGGCCCUGCUGGACCCCAGGGACCGGGGGCCCGGAACCAGGGCCGGCAGGAGACGCAGGACCGCCGCGUCCAAAACGCGCCACGGCAAGAGGCACGGCAGGAAGUCCAACAGGUCCCGCUGCAGCAAGAAGCCGCUGCACGUCAAUUUCCGGGAGCUGGGCUGGGACGACUGGAUCAUCGCGCCGCUGGACUACGAGGCCUACCACUGCGGGGGGGUCUGCGACUUCCCGCUGCGCUCGCACCUGGAGCCCACCAACCACGCCAUCAUCCAGACGCUCAUGAACUCCAUGAACCCGGGCGACAUGCCGCCCAGCUGCUGCGCGCCGGCCAAACUCAGCCCCAUCAGCAUCCUCUACAUCGACUCCGGCAACAACGUGGUCUACAAGCAGUACGAGGACAUGGUGGUGGAGUCCUGCGGCUGCCGGUAG
Cololabis saira (Pacific saury) is the source of this 1467-nucleotide messenger RNA. RefSeq names its product growth/differentiation factor 6-B-like. Gene Ontology annotation, cellular component: extracellular region. Gene Ontology annotation, biological process: BMP signaling pathway; SMAD protein signal transduction. The record is from RefSeq and is a predicted model, not a curated record. Lineage: Eukaryota; Metazoa; Chordata; Actinopteri; Beloniformes; Belonidae. Gene Ontology annotation, molecular function: cytokine activity; growth factor activity.